UGGAGCGACCGACAACACUAACACCACAGGGCCAAUCGGAGGGAGUCGCAUGCAAUUUGUUUUGUUAUUAAUUUUCCAAAUAUUCUCGGGCUUUGUGCUGCUUCUGAUUGUGAUACAUUAUAUCUAUUACAUAAUAAAUGCGAUUGCCGGUGAUCUUCAGACCGAGAAAAUCGAACAAAACCAGCUUAAGAAGCAGCAGCAGCAGCAGCAGCAAAAUAAUCGCAACUCUGCGGCCACCGUUAUUCACCCCCCAACGCUCAACGGCCCCCGUUUUCCGCCACCACCUGGAGUAGCAGCUACAACAACAUCGGAGCUUGGACUUUUCAUAAACAAUUUGGCAAAUUCUUCCUGUUCUUCGGCAAACAUCAUGCAAACAAACGAUGACGCCAAGUUUAUUAAAAAGAGGUGGAAAGGCGGCUCCAUCGAACCGCAUCCCACGGACAAGGCGCUGAUUGUCAACUACCAACUGGAGGCCACAGUCUUUGGGGAGCCCAACAAUCCCAUGAUUGAGGAGAAGAAGCAUUGUCAGAAAAUCAUCCGACUUCGGUCUCUCAACGCCAAAACAGAUCCGGCGGCCUUGGCCCGCGAAGUGGUGGAAAAAUGUGAUCUCAUACACAAAUCCCAACUGAACGACGUUGAACAGAUUAUAUUCUACUUGAAGAACCGCAAGGAUAAUGCUAGCAAUGAUAUUCCAGAUAACAACACACACAGUCGGAGAUCGGCGGCUCUGCACAAUUCCCACACUCGAUCCUCGGCCAGAUCGCACAGCAGCGUGGCCGCCAUGUCGAGCAGCACUGGCAGCAGCGGAAUAGGCGGUGGAGGAGGUGGUGGCUCUACUGUGACCAAUGGCGGAACGAAUGCCUCAAACGCUGCCACUCCUACGGCAGAUGUUUCCAUCAAUAAUAUCGAUGAGUACGUGGAGCUUUUAUAUGAGGAGCUGGGAGAACGGAUUCGCGGCUCAGCCAUGAUCCUGCAGAUGGCACGGAAUCCAGACAACCUCGAGGAGCUGGAAAAGAAUGAAGCCUGCCUCAGCGCUUUGUCGCGUGUUCUUCGCGAGGAUUGGCGCAAAUCCUUGGACCUGUCCACCAACAUCAUCUACAUCUUUUUCUGCUUCUCCACCUACACCAAGUUCCAUCCACUUAUAGUGCAAUAUAAGAUCGGAUCUCUCUGCAUGGAUGUGAUCGACUACGAGCUGCGUCGCUACGAAACGAUGAGGAACGAGCUGGAUGUGCGUAAGCAACCGAAUGGCUCCUCCACACCGCAUUCGGCCAAGGCCAGCAAGGAGAAACUCAACCGCAGCACGGAUGACUUUCUGGACAUCAUGAACGAGGAGAAACCCAAAGAGAUGGAACCUCCGCGUCGUCGCAUUCCGGAGCUAAAGCAACGACCCAAAUCCGGGAACUGGAGCAGCUUCCAUGGCUCGAUGUCGUCAUCGUUAAUCAAGAGCCAGAUCCUGAACAGCAGCUACCACGAGGCGCUGUGCGCAGGUGGAUCUCCUGCUGGUGAUUCGCCCGCCGUGUCCUCCGAAUUCAAGGCACAGAGCAACGAAUCGCUGGACAGGAACGAUCCAAAAGUGAAGAAGGAGGAGAUCGAUCGGCUGAACAAGCAGCUGAAGAUCUUCGCCAAGAAACAGGAGCAACUGCUGCGCGUUGCCUUCUACCUGCUGCUGAACAUGGCCGAGAAUGUGAAGCUGGAGGAGAAGAUGCGCCGCAAGCACAUAGUCAAGAUGCUAGUCAAGGCCCUGGAUCGCCAGAACAUCGACCUAUUGAUGCUAGUCAGCACCUUCUUGAAGAAGCUAUCGAUUGUGGGCGACAACAAGGAUGAGAUGGGCUCCCUGAAUAUUGUGGCCAAGCUGCCGCGAUUGUUCCAGAGCACCCACACGGAUCUGGUGCAGGUCACCCUGAAGCUGGUCUUCAAUCUUUCCUUUGACGGCGGACUGCGUCGCAAGAUGAUCGGCGCCGGCUAUCUACCCAUGUUGGUGAUGUUCAUCAACGAUGAAAAGCACCACGGGAUUGCCGUCAAGAUCCUCUACCACAUGAGCCUGGACGACAAGGUUAAGGCGAUGUUCACGCAAACGGAAUGCGUCCAAAUGGCCACGGACGCCAUAAUACUCAACCUGAAUGUCAAGGUCGACUUGGAUCUCAUCGCCUUGUGCAUCAAUCUCUCACUGAAUCGCCGCAACGCCCAGAUCAUGGUGGAGGGCCAGCGCCUGCACAGCCUCAUGGAUCGCGCCUUCAAGUACCAGGACGCGCUGCUGAUGAAGUUGCUGCGGAAUCUCUCGCAGCACGAGUCCCUCCAGCUGCAGUUCAUCGACUAUGUCGGCGACCUGGCUCGCAUCCUCACCAUCUGCGACGAUGAGGCCUUUGUGGUGGAGUGUCUGGGCAUCCUGGGCAACCUCGCCCUCACCGAUCUGGACUACUCGCAGAUCCUGCAGAACUUCCAGCUGAUACCCUGGAUCCGGCAGCUUCUCGUGCCCUGUUCCCGACUGGACGACCUUGUGCUGGACACGAUCGUCUAUCUGGGGACCUGUGCCUGCGACGAACUGUGCGCCCUGCUGUUCUGCCGGGCCAAGGUGGUUAUAUCGCUGAUCGAGCUGCUGAAGGCCAAGCAGGAGGACGACGAGAUCGUCCUGCAGAUCAUAUUCGUGUUCCAGCAGAUCCUGCGCCACGAAAGCACCAGGGAGUACAUGAUCAAGGAGACGGAGUCGCCCGCCUACCUGAUCGAUCUCAUGCACGACAAGAACGAGGAGAUCCGCAAGGUGUGCGACUACUGUCUGGACAUUAUAGCGAUCAGCGACACCGAGUGGGCCAAGCGGAUCAAGCUGGAGAAAUUCCGGAACCACAACUCCCAGUGGCUUUGCAUGGUCGAGUCGCAACAGGAUCAGGACAAUGAGCAGGACUACGCCGACCAGGAGGACGAGUGCGACAAUGACCUGGAUACGUAUCUGCGAUCCGAGUAUCUGGACAACGUUGAUCUCUACAACAACGACAACGCCGACAAUGACAGCAACAGCAACAGCAACAAUAGCAACAACAAUCCGGCCAGUCCGGCCAUGUCCACCUACAGCAGGCCACUAAGCACCUAUCGCCGCAGUCAGGAUCUAGACGAUCUGUAUACCAUGACAACCAGCUCCAAGUCCCAGGGCUCCAGUGACAAUAACUUCAUGUUCAAGUCCAACAAAUCCCUGGACACCGACGGCCUCCACGAAGAACUACUGAUGGCCUAGAAACGGGAGGAGUCCUCGAACCCGUAACCGAACCGAACAAACUUCAAUUAAGUCGCUUCUGCUGAUGCCUCCACUCCCCCCUCUAAUGUACAUGUUUAGUCAUUACCUUUAAAAAAAAUCCAAAAUCCAAAUGGAGAAACUAUAGUCCCAGUUUUUAAAAGCAAAAUGUGAGCUUUACGAUGUCUCCGGGGUAACCGCUGCUUAUUAUAUAUGCGAUUUAUAUAUAAGAUAUAUUAUAUAUAUAUAUGCGAUACUUUUCACGCUUGUUAGUCAAAGACGUUCAAAGCAUUUUAGUGAGGCGGCAACUUUGUACUAAAGACAUUCAAAAAACCGACGCACAGUUACGAGAUUUAAUUUUAGUUCGAAUACGCUUCAGACCUUAAUUUUGUUUUAUUAUCCUGAUACUGAUAGUCCUUAAUUUAUUGAAACCUUGUAUUAUUAUUAUCUUGUGUCGCUUGGCUUUCCCUCAGUUAGUUAUCCGGCAUAUGCAAUAAUUGUGCAAUAAUCUCACUCGAAAGUAUUAAGUCGAAUGUUUUUAGUUUAUACAUUUAGUUUAUACACUUACUCCUUUUUUUAUUAUUAUUGGUUGUUUUUUAUUUGAAUAUUAUACUAUGAACGAAAGUCAAAUUGUAAGAUUAAACGACGGGCGAAAAGAAACUGAAGACAAAAAAACCCCGAAAAAUAUAUACAAAGCUAAUGUAAAUGUUUAAAA
Molecule: messenger RNA, 3938 nt
Organism: Drosophila bipectinata
Lineage: Eukaryota; Metazoa; Arthropoda; Insecta; Diptera; Drosophilidae
Gene: Kap3
Product: kinesin associated protein 3
Biological process (GO): microtubule-based movement; cilium organization
Cellular component (GO): axoneme; ciliary transition zone; kinesin II complex
Molecular function (GO): kinesin binding
Source: RefSeq, a predicted model, not a curated record